This is a messenger RNA of Glossina fuscipes, 1894 nucleotides long. RefSeq names its product alpha-L-iduronidase. NCBI's taxonomy places the organism in Eukaryota, Metazoa, Arthropoda, Insecta, Diptera, Glossinidae. The transcript has 5 exons. Gene Ontology annotation, molecular function: L-iduronidase activity; protein binding. The record is from RefSeq and is a predicted model, not a curated record. Gene Ontology annotation, biological process: carbohydrate metabolic process. Bases 5 to 1894 code for a protein of 629 amino acids.
UUUAAUGAAUAGCACAAUAUUAUAUUUGGAAAUUUUGUAUUUGAUCUCUCUGCCUGUGCAAAAUUCAAUCGGGAAUGAUAUCGGAAGGGAAAUAUAUUAUAAUUUACCUAAAUUUUGGACCAACACCGGCCUAUGUCCGGCUGGUAAGCUUACACACGACGAUAUUAAAGCAUCUCUCCUUUCCGAAGCAAUGCAAAUGAAUUUACUCCUGAUAUCAUCUUUGCCUGAUGGUGCCAUAACGCACAUACGCAUUCACUGGAUGCUUGAAUUAAUUAAAUUUAUACAAUUUAAUCAAAGUGGUCAAGCACAAUAUAAUUUUGACGUCUUAGAUCGUUUCUUGGAUGAUUUGGAUGAGAUGCAUUUAAAGCCUGUCUUUGAGUUUAUGGGAAAUUUAUCGAAUCUUUUUACCAAAAAUCCAGCUCAUAAUUACUUUCUGUGGGAGGAUUUGAGCUAUCAAGUGAUCAAACGUUAUCACAAUCGCAUUGGAAUCGAAAGCCUUUUAAAUUAUCGGUUUGAAACAUGGAACGAACCAGAUUUACUUGCUUAUAACAAAUUGAACUUUACCCUUGAAGAUUAUUUAGAAUACGCCUUCGCUUUAAGACGUGGUUUAGAUAAAGCUGGACAAAAUCUACGCUUUGUUCUCCGCGGUCCAGCGGGUCUUUUCAAAACUCCUCAAAAACAUCCACUCUGCUGGGGCCUCUUGCAAUUUUGUGAUACUAAUAUAUCCACAUGUCCCAUCGACAUUAUAACAUAUCACCGUAAAGGAAUUAACGAGAAUGGUGCUGAACUUAUUGAGGACUCUAAAAAUUUGUGGAGUAACAUUUAUAUGAAAUUUCCGACGCUAGCUCAACUACCCAUAUCGAAUGAUGAGGCAGAUCCUAUUGUAGGUUGGUCAACGGCUCGCGAAUUUCAGGCAGAUGUUCGUUACGCUGUUACCUUGGUUAACAUAACAUUGCAGCAUUGGGAAGCUAUAAUUGAGAAGAAGGAAUUGCGAAAUCUAGAAACUAUAAGCCAUGACAAUGCAUUUCUUAGCUAUUAUCCGAAUGUAUUUACACAAAGGACUUUAUUAGCGCAUUUUCGAAUCAACAACACCGUGCCGCCUCAUUCCCAAUUUAUACAAAAGCCAGUUUAUGCUGCCGUGGGCAUGUUAUCAAGAUUAGCUGAGCUAUCCACAAAAGCAGAGUUCGUGACUUGUUCGAGAAAUUAUUCAAUGAAACUAUUGAAGACAAAGAGUCUUGAAGCGGGAAAGCCACUAUAUUUCAGCUGGCUGCUCUUAUAUACCGAUAUGGCAUAUUUUUCUGGUCGAUGCAUUAUAAACAUACAAAUCCCAUUAAACUCUCCAGAAAUGUUUGCAUAUAUUGCGGAAUCGCUAGACCAAAAUCAUACGAAUCCAUAUAAGGUAUGGCAGAGUUUCGGAAGUCCUGCCUAUCCUAAUGCCAUUGAACGGCAGACGAUGAGACUUCAACAAACACCCAUUGUACUUUCCUCAGGUUCAUUGGACACAAAUAAAAUCAAAAUUGAUUUGCAACAGCUUAAACCGCCUUGGAUAUUGACGUUAAGAGUAUGUUCCCAUUUCUUGCUCCAUAGUAUUGGUCCGCCAAGCAGUGUUCUCGUAUCUGGCGUAACACAUAAUGAAGUCCUAAUUACUUGGAAAGAAUCAAAUAAUAAAUCUAAAUACUGUUUGAAAACUUAUCAAGUUUGGUAUCGCCCUAACUCUAACUCGACACAACAAUGGUUGUAUAUCACUAAAGCAAUUCAUCUACCUUUCCCUUCGUAUCAAUAUGCUCCUGAGCGGAAUGGAAUGACAGUAAAUGGUUACUAUAAAGUGAGAGCAGUUGACGUAUUUAAUAGAACUGGCGAUUUUUCGAUACCGUAUGAAUACAUUGAAAUAUAA